Molecule: messenger RNA, 1834 nt
Organism: Didymodactylos carnosus
Lineage: Eukaryota; Metazoa; Rotifera; Eurotatoria; Philodinida; Philodinidae
Source: the annotation of a GenBank genome assembly
GGUCAUUGUUUACCUAACGUCGAAAUUCGUCCUCUACACGAUGCUGAAAACCGCAAGUCGCUAGCGCUUUUCGUUAAAAAGUUAUUCAAAAAGCAACCGAGUGCCAACCAUUUUGAAACGGAGAGUAUUUUGUGUUUGAUAUCAAACCAAUUUAUCACUCGUUCCAAAUGUUUUUUCACUCUAGAUGCAAAAUGUCGACCAUAAAAUCGACGAAAACUUAACACUUUUGACACGGACACAUAACGAUCAGUUGUAUAGUGGACGGUGAUGACGAGAAAACUGUGAUAUUUUCCGCUUUUCCAUGCGUCAGCUGUCAAUGAAAUGAACGGCUGCCUUGAUAAAUCUUGUUUGAGCUGUGCACAUUUUGAUUUGUACAUAGUUAAUAUUCUUGAACGAACUUGAUGAGCCGACGGACCAUAAUAACCUAUGGAUUAGUAAAAGAUUUACAUCAAAUGCACUUUGACAGUGUUAACAUACCGGGAGCAAUAGUACUCGUGAUAACUCAUUAGCACUCGUGAUUUGUAUGAUUCGUAUAACAAUGCAUGUUUUCGAUGUAUAUGGCUCAAAUGGCGACGUGUAUUGAUUGUUGAACCAAGACCUUCUCGGAUCAUCUGGAAACAAAUCAGUACGUUAACGAAUGCACAGCGACUCCUAAAACUUUACGUACUUUGUUUGAUAUACACAAAUUGCAUUUUAUCGUUCGACUAUCAAUGCGUGUUGUAUAUUCAAAAACUGGAGAAUUUUUUUUUUGAUAUCUUUGAAUUUAUUAUAAAUUAUAAAAUAAAUUAUAAAUUGUCUAUAUAGAAUUAUACGUUAACUUGUAUUGAUUUGGGAUUAGACUAGUCGAAAUUAGAAAUGUCUUUAGAAAAAAUAUAUAUGAAAUAUAUUAUACGCAGGCAUAAUAACGAAACGUUUUUGGGUUUUGUUAUUGUUUAAGUUAUUUUUGAAUUUGAAAUCUCCCGUGUCCUAACUCGUCUUCAGAUCGAUUUGAUCGAUAUGCGUACUCGACCUGAUUGUAUUUCUAGUGACGUUGUGUAUCAAUGGAUAUUGCAUUGCAAAAAUCAUUACUCAAAAUAUUCAUGGGCUCACCCGUUGGUCGAUAAAUCAGCUGGUGGUGUUGCAAAAAGAUUGAUUUUUAAGAUUGAAUUGUUUUUUACAUGUAGUCCAUAUUAAUAUUAAUAGAAAAAAGACCAACACUUCACCUUGUGAUACCUUAUUGACUGUGAUCCAGUUAUUGAUUAAUCGUUCAGCUAUUAAUGAUGAUGAUACUUCUCACACAACUCCACUGAAGAAGUUUAAUGCAAAACAUGUAAUAGAUUAUUGGGCACUUCCAGAUGUUCAUUAUCUUGCGACCAUGUUGCAUCCAAAUUUAAAAAGUUUUAACCAUACACCCGACAAAAAAUUAUAUGCUGAAAGUUUAUUGAAAAUCGCAUUUAAUAAACUGCCACUAUUAGAUACAAAUGUUCAAGAUGAAACAAAAACGAAAGAUGGUAAAAAGCUAGUCAAUCCAAUACCAAAGACGCUUAUUGACCCAUUAGAUGAAAUAUUUGAUAAACCGAUGGUAAAAGAUAAUUUGGUGAAACCAGCAUCAUCCAAAACAGAAUUAGACUUAUAUUUAUGUGAUGAAACAAAAAUUGAAAAAGAAACAAAUAUUUUCAAUUAUUGGAAAUUGAAUGAAACUCAAUAUCCUAUAUUAGCUCAGUUAGCUAAACAAAUACUUUGCAUUCCUGCUAUAAAUACGGCCAUUGAACGUUUAAAAUCCUGUACUUGCUACGGCGAAAAGUUACUGAUUAGCAGUUAUUUUAACCCAUUUUUCGUUACAGUGGAUUUCUAA